Momordica charantia (bitter melon) is the source of this 1661-nucleotide messenger RNA. RefSeq names its product 3-ketoacyl-CoA thiolase 2, peroxisomal. The record is from RefSeq and is a predicted model, not a curated record. Gene Ontology annotation, biological process: fatty acid beta-oxidation; phenylacetate catabolic process. Gene Ontology annotation, molecular function: acetyl-CoA C-acyltransferase activity. NCBI's taxonomy places the organism in Eukaryota, Viridiplantae, Streptophyta, Magnoliopsida, Cucurbitales, Cucurbitaceae. Gene Ontology annotation, cellular component: peroxisome.
AAAUCUAUAUAUCCAGAGACGGUUACAGAAACAACAGAUCAUUGAUUUCGAUUUUUCUUCUUCUCGAUCGCUCCGUCUGAGGUAAAAAUCCAGAGGAAAGGGCAAAGAUGGAGAAGGCAAUCAACAGGCAGAAGGUUUUGCUGCAGCAUCUCCGGCCAUCUUCUUCCGUUCCGGCUCAUGAUUCUUUGUUAUCGGCAUCUGCGUGUUUAGCUGGGGACAGUGCUGCGUAUCAGAGGAGUUCAGUUUUUGGGGAUGACGUGGUGAUCGUCGCAGCGUAUCGGACUGCUCUUUGCAAAUCAAAACGUGGUGGCUUCAAGGAUACUCACGCCGAUGAUCUUCUUGCACCUGUUUUGAAGGCAUUGAUUGACAAAACCAAUCUCGACCCAAGUGAAGUUGGGGACAUUAUCGUGGGUAGUGUUUUGGCACCCGGGUCCCAAAGAGCGAGCGAAUGCAGGAUGGCUGCAUUUUAUGCUGGUUUCCCUGAAACUGUGCCCGUGAGAACUGUCAAUAGGCAAUGCUCAUCUGGGUUGCAAGCUGUUGCAGAUGUAGCUGCUGCUAUUAGAGCGGGGUUUUACGAUAUUGGCAUUGGUGCUGGUUUGGAGUCCAUGACUGUCAAUCCAAUGUCAUGGGAUGGAGCAGUCAAUCCAAAAGUAAAGAUCUUUGAACAAGCUAAGAAUUGCCUGCUUCCCAUGGGCAUAACCUCCGAGAAUGUUGCUCAUCGUUUUGGUGUCACUAGAGAACAACAAGAUCAGGCUGCAGUUGAGUCUCAUAGAAAGGCUGCUGCUGCUACUGCCUCUGGUAGGUUUAAAGAUGAAAUUAUCCCUGUGAGCACAAAGAUCGUUGACCCUAAAACUGGUGAAGAGAAACCUGUUACAAUCUCUAUUGAUGAUGGAAUUCGGCCCAAUGCCUCAUUGGCAGAUUUGGGAAAGCUGAAGCCUGUAUUUAAAAAAGAUGGAACCACCACUGCAGGCAAUUCUAGUCAAGUGAGUGAUGGUGCUGGGGCCGUGCUCCUCAUGAAGAGAAGUGUAGCAAUGCAAAAAGGACUACCCAUUCUUGGCAUCUUUAGGACUUUUGCUGCUGUUGGUGUCGAUCCGGCCAUCAUGGGUGUAGGUCCAGCUGUUGCUAUCCCAGCUGCAGUCAAGGCUGCCGGUCUUGAGCUUGAUGACAUCGACCUUUUUGAGAUAAACGAGGCAUUCGCAUCACAAUUUGUGUACUGCCGUAAUAAGCUGGAAAUUGAUCCAGAGAAGGUUAACGUUAAUGGAGGUGCAAUGGCCAUUGGGCACCCAUUGGGUGCAACAGGUGCCCGCUGUGUCGCUACUCUGUUGCACGAGAUGAAGCGCCGUGGCAAGGACUGCCGCUUCGGAGUUAUUUCGAUGUGCAUAGGGACGGGAAUGGGCGCAGCAGCUGUUUUCGAGAGGGGCGAUGCAGUUGAUGAGUUGUGCAAUGCUCGAAAAGUCGAGCACCAGAAUCUGAUGUCGAAGGAUGCUCGAUAAGAGAAGACUGUAAUGUACUUUUCACUACACCUAAAUGUUGUUAUUCCUCCCAAUAAUGUCUCAGAAGCGAUGGUGUCAAAGGUCGUAGUGUUGUUUAAGGACCUAUGAUCAUAUGAAUUGGUGAAUUUUUUAGUUAAUAAUUGAAGUGAUUAUAUAUUUGUUCAUGAA